This is a messenger RNA of Bombina bombina (fire-bellied toad), 6342 nucleotides long. It is a transcript of the gene SNTA1, whose product is annotated as syntrophin alpha 1. NCBI's taxonomy places the organism in Eukaryota, Metazoa, Chordata, Amphibia, Anura, Bombinatoridae. The coding region runs from base 80 to 1519 and encodes 479 amino acids. The record is from RefSeq and is a predicted model, not a curated record. The transcript is spliced from 8 exons. Gene Ontology annotation, molecular function: protein binding; structural molecule activity. Gene Ontology annotation, cellular component: sarcolemma; neuromuscular junction; intracellular anatomical structure.
UCUCCUCCCUCACUCUUAGCCCGGGGAGGUCCCUCUGCUCUCCCCCUCCUUUCUCAUUCCCUCUCCGGGGACUGUGACCAUGGCUGCCCCGUGCAGGACUCAGCGAAGCGGGCUGCUGGAGCUACGCAGCCCCGGGGAGCGCUGGCUGCGAGUACUGCUGCUACUCGGAGAGGAAACUCUGAGCUACACAUUGGAGCCUGAGCCCGGGGACACCGAGGAGAAAGCAUUGAACGGCGCAGACCUCACCGGAGGCGUCCCGGAGGCUAUUGUCAACCUACGGCGGACAGUGAGGGUUGUCAAGCAGGAGGUGGGAGGGCUGGGGGUCAGCAUUAAGGGGGGCAGAGAGAACAAGAUGCCCAUACUCAUCUCUAAGAUUUUUAAGGGCCUGGCAGCUGACCUAACUGGAGCCCUAUAUGUUGGGGACGCUAUCCUUUCUGUAAAUGGGGCUGACCUAUCAGAGGCUACACAUGAUGAUGCAGUACAGGCGCUCAAGAAGACUGGCAAGGAGGUGGUACUAGAAGUAAAAUACAUGAAAGAAAUUUCUCCUUACUUCAAAAGCUGCCCUCCCAGUGGUUCCGCAAGCUGGGAUUCUGUUCCUCCUCCCCCUCCACACAAGAGGAACUCUCCAGCUACACUUCCUCGGGAUUCUAAAGAUGGAAAGAGUAUCCCACUGAAGAUGUGCUAUGUAUCCCGCAGGAUUCUACCUGCAGACCCUGAGUCCAGAUACCUGGAAAUUUGCUCUGCAGACAGUAGAGAUGUGCUAUUUUUGCGGGCAAAAGAUGAAGGAACAGCCCUGUCCUGGUUUAAUGCUAUUCAUGGCAAUAUUUGUGCUCUGACUCCACGUGUUUGCGAAGAAGUCAAGCAGCAUCUGGGGAAAGACAUCAAACAGAUAGGGUGGCUGACUGAGCAGCUCAUACAGGAUGGGAAGAGGAAUCUCCUGGCCAUUCUAACAGAGAAGGAUCUUCUGUUGUACACAACCCUCCCACACACAAGGGAAGGAUUCGCCAAACCUGCAUUUUGUCACCCACUCAUCGCCACCAGGCUUGUGCACUCUGGUCCCUCAAAGAGCGUUUCAAUGUAUGACACUGAGUUGGCCUUCGCCUUGAGGUGUGGCACACACAAGGGAGUAGAGACUCACCUGUUCAGCGUAGAGACACAGAAGGAGCUGGCAGCGUGGACACGGGUAUUGGUAGAUGGAUGUCACAGUGCAGCUGAACUCAUACAGGAAGUGACAACAGGAUGCACGUGGGGCACCAACGAAUGUUCCCUCUCCAUACACAUUGAUCAGGGGUUCACCAUUUUCAGAGAGGAGCCUGGACGUAACAAGAUCAUCCACCUCCACCAACCGUUUGAGAAACUACGAAUGUCUUCUGAUGAUGGUGCCAGGAUGUUGUAUCUGGAUUUUGGCAGCACCGAGGGGGAAAUUCAACUGGAUCUUCACUCCUGUCCAAAAACAAUUGUUUUCAUCAUACACUCCUUCCUAUCAGCCAAAGUUGCCCGUCUAGGCCUUUUAGCUUAGAGUGUGAGGAUUUAUAUGAGACAGUACAGGCCCGAGCACUAAAGAAGAGGGGACAUUACAUGGGGGUUCUGAAACAAGCAGCUGGAGAAAUCCUGUAUUAAUUUAACAUCAAUAUUAGAUAUGUAUUAGUCUAAACAUUUGUUACGGCACAUGCUGACCCUGUGUGAGGCUGUACUGCUUAUUUUAUUCAUUUGAAUUGUACAUAAGCCAAAAUAAAUACUUAUAUAUAGGGACAAAAUGACAAGCACAGACUCAUUUUAAUGUUAAAGCAAUAAUGAAGUAGGUAAAAAAAUAAUAGAUACUGCAGUACAUAUAUUGAUAUGGGGUGCUGCCAAAUUUACACAUCUCAUAUCUAUUUGAACUAAAUUAUAACAGUGCAUGUAAAAAUAUUUACAGAUGUCAGAUUUGGAUACAGACUUUAGAUGUAUUACUAAUAUUAGUACAGUUUGAUCAUUAGAGGAUCACAUAAUCCUAUUCCAGAUUGGAGAUUGGUCUUUUUUUAAAAGAAAAAGUAAUUUUAAAGAUUAAUUAUUAUCAUGUCCCAUCAGUCCUGAUAGCUCCAGUAUGGCAAAUACUCAACAAAAUGUUCCAUCAGCUAAUCACAAUAGAUCCAAAUAGACUGGUCACUUAAACAUGACACUGUCUUUAGUACACAUUGGUCCUAGCAGGGAUCAAGCAGUACAUUUUUCUCUAUAAGGAUCUGAUGAUCUAAAGCUAUCUCCGUUCUGGUGAGAUUAUCUAAGAGGUCUCAUUAUUUUAAGGUCCCUAAAAUAAUUUUCUAAAGGCAAAUUUAGCUGGAGAACUGUUUAUCUCGCUAUGCAGUGUACUGGAUAUGAAGCCCCAAAAGAUUUUGUGUGAUUUCUCUCCGUGCCAGUGAGAUUUUCAUCAUCAGGCCAUACGCCUGAAACAUAUUACUGCUAACAACAGCCGGAAAUGGCAAAUCUAUAAUUAUACUCAUCCUCAUUUAGAUGCAAAGUAAAAAUGAAACAGUAAUACACAGUUGAACCUGAAAUUACACAACUAGAUGGUGUUGCAUGGAUGUUAUCACUUAUAUUCAGUCAUUCACCUUAUGACUAUAAAAAAUACCAUUUGGAAUUCUUAAUUAGGGUUUGCCUGUUUUUCAUAGGUAACAGACAAAUUUAGUGUAUUGAUGUUUAUUAACUUUUAUAAAAAGUGUGACGUGAGGCAAUACAGUUUUUAAAUAAAGAUUUAGAAUUUUUAAAUUAAAUUCCUCCAAACAGUCACUCAUUUGGCAAAAGAAUACAUUAAAAAUGGUUAAUUCUCAGUAUAUGUGGUGCCUUAAAUAUAUUUUUAUAUUAACUGUUUAAUUAAAAGUAGUAGAGAGAAAUAGGCACUUCCACUUUUGCCAGAAAGUUGUCAGAACUCAUACAGUGCCUUCACUGGGAAUUCACAAGAAUUGUUCAGAUCUUUUGUCUGCAAUCAAAUAUUUUUAAUAGUGCUCAGGGGUUAAUUUUAUGUUAUUCUGAGCAUGGAAGGGUGUAAAUAAUUGAAUGGCUUUGCACUCAAUUUCUCUUUCAAACAUGUACAUAUUCAUAGAAUACAUAUUUAUAACAGCACAUUCAAAGUGUUACAACUUUAUUUAAAUCUUAUUUUGAGCAAAAUAUUUUGUAAAAUAAGAUACUCCUUUGCUCCCAUUAAAGAAACAGUUUUGUAGGAAGAACCAUCACCUAGCUUUAAUAUGCACUUAAAAUAAACCCUGAUGUCGCUGAAACAAAUCUCUGUAAAUUUUCAUUAUUUAUUAUUGUAAGCAGGUUUUUCUGUUUGUAUUUGAAAUGUUUGUAUGCACAAAUAUAUAAAGUUUUAUUCCUAAAAAUUGUGAAAAGGUUGAAAGUAGAAAUUUCAUCUGAUUAUAGUGAGAAAAAACAUUCACAAUUUUUCUGGGGUUUCACAAUACAAACAUAGAAAGAAGAGAAAGGUGCCUGGAGUUGAAAUGACUUUUGCAUUAGUGGUAUUUACAUACAGCAAGCCUUCCAUAAGUAUAUUAGGAUGGCUUCAUAUUCGCUUGUUGAUUGAGGGAUUGUGGGUUAAGGAGCAAACAUAAUUUGGAAUUCACACCUUCCUCGGGUAUUAAAGUGAAUGUCAAUUUUGAUGCUAAAGUGCCUGUUUUUUAAAAAUUCGAUUAAAAACAGGGGCACUUUAAUUCAUCAAAAUUUAUAUUUCACUCCUGUUGAGAAAAAAAAACUUACCUUUUAAUCUUCACAGCAGCUCCAGCUUCCUCCGGUCGUUGCAAGCCAUUUCUGACGUCAGAAAUGAUGGAUAGGUCAUCCUCCAAUCACAGCUUCCCCCGGAGGAAUCAGUGUCUGAUUCAACGCCGUGAUUGGAGGAAGCCGGAUUCCUCAUUUUAGACCCAGGAAGAGGCUUUGCGACGGGCGGAGGAAGCUGAAGCUGCUGUGAAGAUUAAAAGGUAAGUUUUUUUUUUUCACAACAGGAGGGAAAUGUAAAUUUUUAUGAAUUAAAGUGCCCCUGGUUUUAAUCAAAUUUUUAAAAACCGGGCACUUUAGCAUCAAAAUUGACAUUCACUUUAAAGGGAUAUAAAGGUCAAAAUUUUAUUUUAAAUACUAGCAUUUUUGCAGUAUACUUCCAUUAGCAAAAAUGUUUCUAGUGAAAGUUAUCACUCUUUUUCAGCAGCAUACGCUCAUAUGCUGUGAGGGCCCGAGCCCCAGUAUUCAAAUACCAGUGCUUCUCAGCAGUGGGGGUAUGAUACAAUACACCACUGUUAGCUCUCUGAGCAAGCGUGGAGUUUGAAUACUAGUGCACAGGCCCUCACAGCAAAUGUGCAUAUACCGCUGAAAAACUCUAAUGACUUUUACUGGAAGCAUUUUUGUAAUAUAAGUGAAUUGCAGAAAGGCUUAUAUUUAAAAUACAAAUGCACCCAUUUUGACCUUACUAUCCCUUUAAAGGGAUGUUAAACAGCCUGUUUCAUUGUUGUAAUAAAAAAGCACUAAGCAGUUGUUUAUACUCAAAAAGACAUGAAAUCCAAAUUUAUCCUUUCAUUAUUCACAUAGAACAUGCAAUUUUAAAUAACUUUCCAAUUGAUUGCUAUUAUAUAAUUAGUUUUUUUCUUUUUUUAUCCUUUGUUGAAAAGUAUACAUAGGUAGGCUCAGAAGCUGCUGAUAGGUGGCUGCACAUAAAUGCCUCUUGCCAUUGGCUUUGAGGUAGCUCCCAGAAGGACAUUACGGCUCCUUCAUCAAAGUAUACCUAGAAAAUGAAGCAAAUUAGAUAAUAUGAGUAAACUGGAAAGUUGUUUAAAAUUGUAUAACCUAUCUAAACCAUGAAAGAACAAUUUGGGGUUUCAUGUCCCUUUAAUAGAAAUCAUUGCAAUAUGUAGUAUUCAUCUAUUUAAAUGGAUUUUACCUUUUAAUUAUUUUUUGACCCUACAUUUGUGCAGUGUCCAUUACUUCCUGUCACAGCUCUACAAGGAGGAGGGGCCUCUGCAGGAAGGUUUAUCUUAGCCUGAUGUCAUAAAACUUCUAGGCAGGUUACUAUUAAUAGAUUACAGGGAGUCAGACUUGCUCAUGCUCAGAACAGGCAGAAUAAAACUGAGGUUUUAAAAUGUCUCCACUCUUAUCACACUGGGCGGAGGAGGUUACACUGAGAAUUUCUAAUUUUGCAAGAAAACAAGUAAGUUAUUUACUAUUUUUAUUACACAAUCUGUUUCUUUUUAUAUUUACUUUGAUUUAACAUAUUUGUUUUUACCAAAGGAGCACUGUUUAAUAUCCCUUUAAGAUCUGAAAUGAUGUAUGUUGUAAAAAUGACGUGUUUGAUGCAAAUUACUCAUGCUCAGUUUUCUACCAUGUAUGUUAAGAGCAUUUGUAUGUUAGGUCGAUAAACAUGAUAGAAAGGUCAUGUUGUUGCAGCACACACAAAUCCUUGCAGUGUUUUAGAGAAUAAUCUAGAUUGUGUGGAUAAAAAAAAGAAUUGCUACGGAGCAACUGUGUUUCAAGAAAAAUGUAUUUCCAAACUUUAAUUAAAGGGACAUUCCAGUCAAAAUUUAAACGCACAUAGAAGAACUACAUCUUUGACUAGGAGCAUAUUUGCAAGAUAUAUGUAUUGUCCAAAAUGCUUUUAGUAACAGACUCAGUUAUCACUGUUUUAGUGUUAACAUGUUUUUUUGCGCUUGCACGUGAGGCAUAUAGCUAAAUAUUCUCAGUGCACCCGAAUUUUAAAUACUGCAGCUUCUCAGAGCACCAGUGGGGCUUUUAUCAUGUCAGCAAUUAACAAAUUGAGCCAUUAACAGAUGGUACAAGCACCUUAGGCUCCCUGAGCAAGUUCUGUGAUUAAAAUGCUGGUGCAUGGUGCAUACUUAAAUACACUUUUGAAACAGCUAUAGCUUUUAUUAGAAGCAUUUUUGCUAAUGCAUGUGUAUUACAAGAAUGCUUCUAUUCAAAAAUAAAAUACAUCCAUGUGGACUCCAAUUUUUGCUGGAAUAUCCCUUUAAUAUUUUUGUUAUGCCCGUUUACAUGCAUGUUAGGAAAAGUGUGUUAUGUCCAUUUUGUUUUUGGUUUAAAUGUCUCUCAUAAAGGGAAUAUAACUGGAUUUGCAAACCUAUAAGGCAUAUAUUCUGUGUUCUCAUUGAUUCUUUAAGGCACCAGUGGACCAUUCUCAUACGAUGGGUACAGAUUGAUUGACGGCAUUUAAUAUAUAGUAGUAGGAUGUAAGUCAGUAAGGAUGGAUUUUCUUUUUAUCCCAUUGGCCUUAAUCUAAUGUCACAUUUUACAUUGAUUGUUGCACAAUAUUUAACAGUUGUUUGUGAAGUUUGUUAGAGCAAUAAUAAAUACAUUAAACAUAUGACUUUAUUAUCA